Messenger RNA from Ipomoea nil (Japanese morning glory), 1121 nucleotides. Its product is annotated as probable ascorbate-specific transmembrane electron transporter 1. The transcript is spliced from 5 exons. The record is from RefSeq and is a predicted model, not a curated record. Bases 311 to 985 code for a protein of 224 amino acids. NCBI's taxonomy places the organism in Eukaryota, Viridiplantae, Streptophyta, Magnoliopsida, Solanales, Convolvulaceae. Gene Ontology annotation, molecular function: oxidoreductase activity.
GCCAAACUGUGAGGGCUAUAGCCUCAGUCGCAUUCACUAUUCUUAACUGUUAAUGUUUCAGUGCUUUGGCCGCCUCAUAACACAAAACACCGUGCAGAACCCUCCAAGGUUUAAUUUCCAGGUUGCUGACAGCCACAAGAAAUUGAACAGAUUUCUGGUCCGGUCUUGCCCUUUAGCGACGAUUUCAAGAACCCAUUAACUGCAAACCAAAAAAGUGUGUAUUUAAUUAUCUCUCUUCAGACUUCACUUCCUCUCUGCCUUAAUUAGCUAUAUAUCCGAGAAGAGAACAGUUUAGGGUGUCGGUAUAGCCAUGGCGAAACAAAGCAGCUCCAGCUUCAAAGCCGCGUCGGCGCUGCCUGCAACUCUGCUUGCUCAUUUGCUGUUCAUAGCCAUAUUCACCAUGGUCCUUGUAUGGCUGCUCCACUUCCGGGAAGGCGUGGCGUUCCGCUCCCUCAACAAACCCAAGAUUUUCAAUGUUCAUCCUCUGCUUAUGGUGAUUGGGUUCAUCUUGGUGUCUGGGGAAGGUAUAAUGGCAUAUGCGACAGUGCCAUCAUCAAGUAAGAGGCAGAAAGUGGUUCACAUGAUUCUGCACUUGAUAGCUCUUGUUCUUGGGAUUGUGGGGGUUUAUGCAGUCUUCAAGUUUCAUCAUGAGGCCAAAAUUCCACAUGUAUAUACCUUGCAUUCAUGGAUUGGGAUUUCCACCAUCUCUUUGUUUGGUAUCCAGUGGGUUUUGUCCUUCUUGACCUUCAUGUUCCCAAGAGCAAGGAGCUCAACAAGGGCAAAGAUUGCACCAUGGCAUGCUCUUCUAGGGAUCAUCAUCUUCUCAAUGGCAACCAUUGCAGCACUCACAGGCUUGACUGAGAAAUUCAUUUUCUUGCAACUCACAAAGCACAGCCAAGAAGGAUUAGUCAUCAACUUCACUGGUUUGCUCAUCCUUCUCUUUGCCAUCUCUGUUGCCCUCACUGCCCUCCUCCCUGCACCCUGAUCACAUAUAUAUAUUUUCUCUCUUUCUAUACAUAUUUACAUGUUUUCAUGGGUUGUAUAUGUAUGAUAUGACUUAGUCAUCUUGGUCAGUUUACUUUGAAAUUAUUUUUAUUUUAUUUAUACCCUCUUUUUUUUUA